CUACAGGCUGAGGUGGUGCUCAAACAGCGAGAACCGGAGGGCAGAGGACCUCGUCUGCUGGUCAACCAGGCUAACCUGGUCUGGGUGCACUACCAUUUGGGGGAGCUGCCGGAGUGCCACGCUUCUCUGGAGGAAGUGACCCGGCUCCAGGAGGAUUUCCCUGCACCUCCCGGGUGUGAACUGCAUCCAGAGGUAUAUGGGGAGAAAGGCUGGACUCAGGUGAAGUUUGAGUAUGAAUUGAAAAAGCAAGCUGUAGCUAACUUUGAAAUGGCUCUGAGAGGAGACCCAGAUAGGAAAGAGUGGCACGUAGGCCUUGCAAUGGCCAAGUAUAAAGUUUAUUAUGGUAUAGGGAAUGAACAAUUGAAUGAAGAAAUUAUAAAGCAAAUUGAACGUGCAAAGACAAUGGAUCCAGAUAAUCUUCGCAUGUCAGCUCUCUACUUGGUUGCUUUGGCAGCGGUUGGCCAGAAGACAGAAGAGACUACGAGAGAGGCCGAAAAACUAGUCCAACAGAUAAAACCCAAUCAAGAUGGCCUUGGAGAUCUUCUCCAUUUCUUCCGCGUAUAUGAUUCAUCGGAUAGAGGUUUACAAUUAGCAGAAGAGGUAGUGAGGAAAUACCCGUCUGAAAAAGGAACCAAAAAGCAGCUGGCUCAUUGUUAUAGAAGGAAAAUUUUGGAAUCACGGGGGAACAUAGAUCAGGAAUUGAUGAGGAAAGCCCUUGACAUUUAUGAAGAGGUCAUCAGCCUUUACCCAUACAGAGAGGAGUUUAAAAUGAAUAUUGCAGGAUUAUACGCUCAAUCAGGCGACAUCGAGAAAGCAGAUCAGAUAUAUGAGGAUCUUCUCAGUAAGAGGGAUGCCCUCGAACCUAAGUGUCUACAGCUGUUAUACUCCAGAUAUGCAAAACACCUUAAUCGGUUUAAAAAAUUGCCUUUGGAAUCCAGUGAUUACCACAAAAAGAUUGUAGAAAUCCAAGUUCAUUCUUGGGAGAAGCAGGACAGCAUCAGAAUUCUCCAGUCAAUUAGUCGUUGCCAACCGAGAUUUGAUGAUAUCCCAGUCUUUCUAUCACAGCAUGGACUGAACUGAUUUUGCGCUGUAUGUCUUAGUCAUAUAGACAGCUGUAGUGAUUGUAGUGAUUGAAGGUUGUGAUUGAAGGUUGUAGAAAUCCAAGUUCAUUUUUGAGAGAGGCAGGACAGCAUUACAAUUCUCUGGAAAAUUGAUAGGAAUAUUAGCCAUCCAAAACCUGAAGAAAUCCAAGACUUUUUGUUCAAGCAUCUGAGCUGAUCAUGUGUACAGUAGUUUGUCUACUCAUAUGAUGCAGUAUUCAGAUACAUCCCAAAUUUUAAUAAAUAAAUGUACAAUCAAGAAAUUAUGCAAACUCGCAGACCGAAAAUGCCGCUAUAUACAUUCUUUGCAGUCAGAUAAUGGGGAAAAAUUGAGUUAAUUAAAAAAUUGAUGUGUAAACUUUGGAAGAUCCUGUAAUGACCACUGUAAACUGUAUCCAGUGUUGUAGUCUGUAUAUUAGUACUCACUAGCCUGGGUGCCAUUCCGAACUUAGUCCC
Messenger RNA from Alosa sapidissima (American shad), 1556 nucleotides. Its product is annotated as interferon-induced protein with tetratricopeptide repeats 2-like. The annotation marks the transcript as partial. The record is from RefSeq and is a predicted model, not a curated record. Gene Ontology annotation, biological process: defense response to virus. Gene Ontology annotation, cellular component: cytosol. Gene Ontology annotation, molecular function: protein binding. The transcript has a single exon. Lineage: Eukaryota; Metazoa; Chordata; Actinopteri; Clupeiformes; Clupeidae.